AUGCAUUUUGCUGAGACUGAAUUGAGGAACUUCGUCGGGCCGAGUUGCACGCUUUUAUGGUCCCAGAGGUCGGCCGCUCCUCGAGCCUUGGCAGCCAACUGCGAGGCCACACUGGGCAGAUUGUUCCCUGGGAAUGCCAAGUCUCGUACACAAUUCCCCCAGGCUCUUCCAGAUAGCUCAAACGAACCACAACAGCUCGAAGUCUCUGAUGUUGCUGCGUCUUGGGGGUACUCAAUGCGCAUGUGUGGACAAGCACAUAGCAGACGUUCAAAGUGCACUGACUCGCACCGAGCUGAUAGGUCAUUCGAAGCCCCGGUCACAGGCAACAAGCUACUAAGGCCCCGCAAUGAUCUUGCCCAACAACAUGAAAAGUACGGCUGUGUUACUAUGCUCAUCUAUCCAGCUUGUGGUAGGAUAAGGAUCCCUGCUCAGUUCUGGGCCCAUGGAACUCAGAGUACGACUCCGCCAACAUCCAGAAUCGAAGUAGAGGCCACCUACGACAUGCUCGAUCGGAAACAUCAGAUCCAAAGUCGGCCGAGUUCGAGCCUCGGAGUGUGGAAUCGAUUCAGAUCACUGUCAGGAUGGAGGAAGAGCGCUAUCGUCAACACAGUUCUGGUCUCGGCCGUCUUCUUGGUUUUGCUUAUUUGCCAUAUUGUUCUUUGGGCCACAUCAGGCCAUGUGGCAGGAUACCAGAUCAUAUAUUCUGAGAGAUGCGCCGACAAUGCUAUUGGCCGUCUGAACACACUAUUUCACUUGAUGAUCAACGUGCUGUCAUCACUUGUCCUCGCAUCCACCAACUUCUUCAUGCAAGUUCUCAAUGCGCCGAGCAGAGAAGAGCUUGACAACGCUCACGAAAAGGGGUCUUGGCUCGAUGUUGGCAUUCCCUCACCUCGAAACGUCUUCAGAGUCUCGCGCUUCAAAAGGAUUAUGUGGAUCCUCUUCUUCCUGUCGUCGGUUCCAAUACAUUUACUCUUCAACUCGGCCAUUUUUGCCACAGACCAUCGCGAAUCCACAUUCAGCUACUUCGUAUUUGAUGAGUCUGUGCUUAAUGGGGGAGCGGCUUACGAUCCCGGUACUAGGCUUGCGAUACCUUACGAUUACAAGAUCUUACAAGAUCACGCCUAUUUGUGGAGUAACGAUUCACGGGAAAAUUCAACGGAAUUGUAUGGUGCAAGGGAAAUGUAUUUCAACUCUGACCAUGAAAUCAGAAGUUUGAUUAUCCGAGACACAGUGGAAUCGAUCCGCAACGGCAGCUGGCACCGCCUCGACAAGCAUAAAUGCAGGUCGAUCUACAGCACAACCCAGUGCGAUGGGCUUCGAACUUACUCCAAUGUCGCAUUGGUCCUGAGUGGCUCUUCUGGGUGGAACCGCUCGGUGGUCUGGGACUUGCCUGCGAGUGAGUCUUCCUACUGGGACGCAUACAUGCCAAACAACGUCAACAAUUCACUAUGGUCUGCCGAUAUCUAUUUAUCGAACUCGUCGCAUGAGCCUUGUCAAAUACAGAUGUAUGGUGACGGGGAGACUGGGACUCAAAAGUUCUGUAACAACAACUGCAACAGGAAAAUGGGAUUACAUGAUGCGAAUACUGACUUGUGGAUCUAUUCUCUCUUUCCCACCCCUUCCUUCGAUUCUGAUGACACUUGGUAUGACUUGUCCCCUGAUCUCCUGCUCAAUUCAACAUCACCUGAGCCAGCAUUUGAGAACGCCCAACUGAGCGUUGAGUACUGUCUCGCAGAGCCAAUCGAAACCAUCUGUCAAAUUGGAUUGGCUUCGACUCUACUAUGGGUCGUGUCCUUCUGUGUUCUACUCAAGGCUGUCCUUUGCAUUGUUGUUAUCGUCAAAUUGGAGAAGCACACUUCUCUGGUGACUCCUGGAGACGUGAUAGAAUCUUUUAUCAGCCAUCCCCCAGAGUAUUCGUUAGGCUCAUGCCUUCUCGAUAGCAGAUCCCUAGUUUCAGACCGGAAAUCAAAUGGGCAUUCGCUGCUCCAUGGACCGGUACAAUGGACUUCUAAGAGGCACAGAAGAUGGCAUGCCAUUCCUAAACACGUUUGGUGGACAUCUUACUUGAUCUUCGCAACUGGAGUUGUUCUCUUGAUCACUUUUUUCGUCAUGUCCUUCUUGGCAACACACUGGCAAGGAUCUUUCAGUCAAAAUGUCGCGAACAAGACGAUAGGCUUUCCGUUCUCGCCCACGUUUGAGCAGGCAAUCCUGAUUGCCAACUCGCCACAACUAUUCUUGUCUUUCGCGUACCUGGCUUUGAACGGGCUCUUCACGAGAUUUCACAUGGCUAAGGAAUGGGCUGCUAUGAGCACUCGAUACAAAGCGCUGAGAGUGACAAAUCCCAAGGGCCAGCAGAUCUCGACAUACUUCCUUCAGCUUCCGUACCGUUACAGUGUACCCCUUCUCAUUAUCAGCAUCUUGCUCCACUGGGUGUUAUCAGGCUGCAUAUACCUUCUCGUCAUGCAGGGUGGCUACUUUGGCUACGACACCAAUGGACCUUUUGACUCGUUCAUGGCUCUCGGGUUCUCUACCAAGUCGCUUUUUACGAUGCUCACUCUGUCCAUCGUGUUGUCAAUCACCCUACCAUUCUUUGGCCGUAUGUCUUUGCCGCCUAACACCGUCGUAGUGGGAAGUAACUCGCUUGCUAUUGCUGCAGCUUGUCAGGUGUCGCCACUCACUGUCGAAAGUGCCGCGAAGGCCUAUUUUGGGAAGACGGGCGUGGAGUACAACUCUGCCCACCAAGAAAAUGAGAUCGAACUACGACAUUUGAUGGCGCCAAGUCCCAGCCUGCUGACAGGGGGAGAUCAAGCUUCAGCGACCUGGAACGACGAGGAGGACCGAAAAACCAUUCUGUUUCGGGUCUCACAGAGCAAGAUUAGGUGGGGCGUGGUGAAGAUGCCACCGUCUUGGGCGGAGCAGUUCAAUAGGCGGGAUACAGAAGUCGAGCACAUCAGUUUCGGUGUGCCUGAAGACGACGUGCAGGAGCCUGUACCGGGUCACUGGUAUGCCUGAGCAACACGGCUGUAACUUCCGGUAAUGAACGUCUGCCAGUCACGAUAAUAUAAAGUCACCAAACAGACCUACCAGGCACGAAAAGGCUUAUACCGCCUCGAAUCUUGAAACUUCUGACGCACGAGAGUCUUGUUUCCUUCCAAAGGGCCGGAUUCAUUAAUCGGAAA
Diaporthe batatas is the source of this 3179-nucleotide messenger RNA. RefSeq lists its product as uncharacterized. The transcript is spliced from 6 exons. Lineage: Eukaryota; Fungi; Ascomycota; Sordariomycetes; Diaporthales; Diaporthaceae. The coding region runs from base 1 to 3012 and encodes 1003 amino acids. The record is from RefSeq and is a predicted model, not a curated record.